AUGGGGAAGUUUAUCCUUGCCGUCAACGCCGGCUCGUCCUCCGUCAAAGUCACGUUCUAUAGCUUCGCGAACCCCCGCAAGCCAUCGCUGACGCUCAAGUCUCCGGUAUCACUGCACCGCCACCCUCAUUCAAGGCCUGUCAAAAGCAAAGAGGAACUCAAAGAGCCGCUGAAAACUCCUCAAGAUGCGUUCAAAUACAUUUUGCAGCGUUGUUUCAAUGAUCCCGAACUAUCCGAGGUUGCCAGUGACCAUGAUCUCGCGUACAUCUGCCACCGGGUAGUUCAUGGCGGAGACUAUCGAGAAGCAGUCGAAAUCAACGAUGAGACUCUCCAUCAUCUCGAAGCCUUGGAAGACCUUGCACCAUUACAUAAUUUCUCUGCACUGGAGAUCAUUCGGCUCUGUAGAAAAGAGCUCCCAAGUGUGACAAGUGUCACUUUUUUUGACUCCGCUUUCCACCAGACUCUCCCUGUCUACGUGCGCACUUAUCCGAUCGACCAGGAAGUCGCAAAGGCAAAUGGGUUGCGAAAGUAUGGAUUCCACGGAAUCAGUUACUCGUUCAUUUUACGCUCUGUUGCCCAGUUUUGGGGGAAACCACAGGAGCAGACUAAUUUGAUCGCUAUGCAUAUUGGAAGUGGUGCAUCGAUCUGUGCGAUCAAGCAAGGGAAAUCCAUUGAUACCUCCAUGGGCCUGACUCCUCUUGCUGGAUUGCCUGGCGCAACGAGGAGCGGAGACAUUGACCCCUCACUAGUUUUCCACUAUACCAAUGAGGCGGGCAAGUUGAGCCCCGCUAGCACCAAGGAAAUGCACAUAAGCACGGCCGAGGAAAUCCUCAACAAGCAAUCCGGUUGGAAGGCGUUGACCGGCACAACCGACUUCGCUCAAAUCGCAGUCGAGAAUCCACCGACCGAGGCGCACAAACUUGCCUUCGAUAUCCUUGUGGAUCGCAUCUUGGGAUACAUUGGUAACUACUAUGUAAAGCUGGGUGGGCAAGUUGAUGCCCUGGUCUUUGCUGGUGGCAUCGGUGAGAAGAGCGCGCUCCUGCGCCGUGUUUUGUCAGAGAAAUGCCAAAGUCUAGGCGUCGCCAUCGACUCGGAAGCUAACGACAAGGGGCCGGGAGAUACUGAAACUGUAAUGGAUAUCUCCAAGGAAUCCGGUAAGGGGCCUCGGGUGUUGAUCUGCCAGACCAAUGAACAGUUUGAAAUGGCAUACCACACUGUUUGUUCGCGAUCUUGA
Penicillium macrosclerotiorum is the source of this 1233-nucleotide messenger RNA. RefSeq lists its product as uncharacterized. Gene Ontology annotation, biological process: phosphorylation; acetate metabolic process. NCBI's taxonomy places the organism in Eukaryota, Fungi, Ascomycota, Eurotiomycetes, Eurotiales, Aspergillaceae. The record is from RefSeq and is a predicted model, not a curated record. The transcript has 7 exons. The coding region runs from base 1 to 1233 and encodes 410 amino acids. Gene Ontology annotation, molecular function: acetate kinase activity.